Messenger RNA from Pelmatolapia mariae (spotted tilapia), 2413 nucleotides. Its product is annotated as heat shock 70 kDa protein 12A-like. The record is from RefSeq and is a predicted model, not a curated record. NCBI's taxonomy places the organism in Eukaryota, Metazoa, Chordata, Actinopteri, Cichliformes, Cichlidae. The transcript has 15 exons. The coding region runs from base 44 to 2257 and encodes 737 amino acids.
AUGUGCACAAAUAGAACGCGAACAUCAACAAAGAUUGACAGAGAUGGAGACGUUUUACAAGAACAAACUUGAUGAGACAAGGUCUGCUCUGAACCGUAAAGAUGAAGAAGUGAAGUCAUUCAAACAAAGAUUUAAUGAGAUGGAAACAUUUUACAAGAAAAAACUCUCUGAAAUGAGACUUGAGAAAGAAGCAGAUGUGAGAUGUGCACAAAUAGAACGCGAACAUCAACAAAGAUUGACAGAGAUGGAGACGUUUUACAAGAACAAACUUGAUGAGACAAGGUCUGCUCUGAACCGUAAAGAUGAAGAAGUGAAGUCAUUCAAACAAAGAUUUAAUGAGAUGGAAACAUUUUACAAGAAAAAACUCUCUGAAAUGAGACUUGAGAAAGAAGCAGAUGUGAGAUGUGCACAAAUAGAACGCGAACAUCAACAAAGAUUGACAGAGAUGGAGACGUUUUACAAGAACAAACUUGAUGAGACAAGGUCUGCUCUGAACCGUAAAGAUGAAGAAGUGAAGUCAUUCAAACAAAGAUGGAGCAGAUUCUACAAUGAUUCGUUCAUCAUAGCCAUGCAGUUUGGCAAUGAACACAGUGGAUAUGCCUUUAGUUUAACAACCAGAGAAGCAGAAAUUGAUCCCCACACCAAGUAUUGGGGUGAAGAAUUUGGACUGCAGACUCCAAAGACUCUAACAUGCAUUCUCUUCAAUGAACAUGAAGAAUUUUUGAAUUUUGGAUAUGGAGCCAAAGCAGCAUAUCUCAAAAUGCGAGGACAAGAAGCAAAGAGAAACUACUUCUUUGAAAAGUUCACGAUGACCCUCUACAGCAAAAACCUGAACAGGAGUGCAACCAUUAAAGCUGCAAACGGGAAGUCCAUGAAGGCACUGAAGGUGUUCACAGAAGCUCUGAGAUACCUGAAGGACGACGCUCUGAGAACCAUCGGAGAAAACACAGCAGGGAGGAAGUUCACAGCCUCUGACUUCACCUGGGUGCUGACUGUACCUGUGAGCCGGGAUCCUUCAGCAAAGCAGUUCAUGAGAGAAGCUGCAGCUCGGGCUGGUAUUGUGACCAAAGGAGAGGAUGACAGACUGUUGAUACCAUCAGAGGCUCAGGCAGCCUCAGUGUGGUGCAUGAAGCUCCCAGCUGAUGGAUUCAUAGCAGGAAGUCAUGAUGCAGUCACACUAGAGCAGACUCCAGGAACAAAACACAUUGUUGUGAAUUGUAAAGGUGGAACCAUCGACAUCACAGUUCAUGAAGUCCUGGAUGGAGGAGCCCUGAAGGAGCUGCACAAGGCCUCAGGAAAUGAUUUUGGGGGACAAACUGUGGACAGGAAAUUCAAAGAGUUCCUCAGAGAAAUCUUCUGUGAUGGUGUCUGGGAUGAAUAUGAGAGAAAUUAUCCCAGUGAGGUUCAGAGGAUAAUGUAUGAUUUUAUGUAUUUCAAACAGGUAGAUGAUGAUGUUGAGAUCAGCUGUCCAUUUAGUCUGGGAACACUGGCUCAGAGAAGGCAGGACAUAGAAAAGUUCUUUGAAUCAGUGCGAGGUGCUUCCUGGGAUGAAGGAUCCAUCAAAAUCUCCAAAGAGAGACUGAGGUCUUUCUUUGCUGAGAGUCUGAAGGGCAUCACUGACAGUCUCAAAGAAAUCCUGAAGAAGCAUCUAAACAUGGAGUACAUUCUGUUAGUGGGGGGCUACGCUGAAAGCCAGAUUCUACGGCAACAUGUUAUUGAUCAGUUUGGUGAUCAGUGCAAAGUCCUGUGUCCUUAUAGGCCUCAGGAAGCGAUCAUAAAGGGAGCUGUGAUGCUUGGAAGAAACCCAGCAGCGGUGGCAUCUCGAAAAUCUGCCUUUACUUACGGGUUUGCAGAUUCAGAGACGUUUGAUCCAUCCAAACAUAAGAAAGAAAAGACAUUUGUAGUCCAAGGGGAGGAGUUUUGUGGAGAUAUUUUUAGGAAACUUGUGGAGGAAGGUGAAGAUGUUGACUGGGAUGAAACCAGAGAGCUCAUCUUUAAUGUACUGGAAGCAAAAGAAUAUCACGCACAUGUAAGAAUCAGGUUUUAUCGCACAGAAAGAAGAAAUCCUCUGUAUGUGGAUGAAGAGGGAGCGGAGGAAGUCGGUUCACUCAUUGUAAGAAUGCCCACAACACGAGGCAGGAAGCAUGAAGUCAAACUGAACAUCAAAUUUGGCUACACUGAGAUAACGGUCACAGGCACAGGGUUAGUUUAUGGGUCUAAAGAAUCAGCCAUGAUUGACUUCAUGACCAGAUCAUGAAGAUCUUUACAAACACUGAGAAACCAGCAGCUUCUGUCUCUGUGUUCGUCCUGCUAUGGACCAACCCUGCCUCUCCUCCAGUAACUGCAGCCUAUCCCAUCACCCUACUGUGGAUAACUUUUAUGGAUGGAUCAUAUUUUUCUUAUGAUCAAACUU